This is a messenger RNA of Acipenser ruthenus (sterlet), 1527 nucleotides long. Its product is annotated as glyoxalase domain-containing protein 4-like. The coding region runs from base 175 to 1071 and encodes 298 amino acids. The transcript has 9 exons. The record is from RefSeq and is a predicted model, not a curated record. Lineage: Eukaryota; Metazoa; Chordata; Actinopteri; Acipenseriformes; Acipenseridae.
UCACAUGGUGCAUGCUUUUUUCUGCUUAGAUUUCCUAAACUCAAUAGGGAUGACAUAUUUCUCGACACAGGCGGAAGCUAUCACGUGACUCGUGUGUACACCUUCCCUGUCUGUCAAUCCCGGAGCGAGAGAUCGCAUUGCAACGCGGACACAAGCCUGGUGCACCGUUUAGUGAUGGCUCUUAGACGGGCUUUGCAUUUUGUCUUUAAAGUAGGAGACAGACCCAAGACUGCCACCUUCUUCAGGGAAGUGCUCGGCAUGAAAAUCUUACGACAUGAGGAAUUUGAAGAGGGCUGUAAAGCUACAUGUAAUGGCCCCUAUGACGGGAGGUGGAGUAAGACCAUGGUCGGGUACGGGGCAGAAGACGAUCACUUUGUGGCUGAGCUCACCUAUAACUACGGCGUGGGAGAGUACAGGCUUGGCAGUGACUUCUUGGGCCUGACCCUGCAGUCCAGUCAGGCGGUCAGCAAUGCCAGGAAGCUGGGCUGGCCGCUGGCAGAGGCCGGGGAGGGGACGUACGUGGCGGAGGUGCCGGGGGGGUAUAAAUUCUACCUGGUGGACAAGGAGCAGCCUGCUACAGAUCCGGUGCAGAAAGUGACCCUGGGGGUGUCUGAUCUUCAGCGUUCCACACGGUACUGGUCAGCCCUCCUCGGGAUGAAGGUCUACGAGAGGAACGAAGACAAGAAGACUGUCCUGCUGGGAUACGCUGACCACCAGUGUAAGCUGGAGCUGCAGGACAUCGGUGCGGCUGUGGACCGCGGGACGGCAUUCGGGAGGAUCGCUUUCUCCUGUCCCAGAGAGCAGCUGCCUGAGAUUGAAGCCCUGGUUAAGAAGGAGAGCUGGAAGAUCCUGACCCCGCUGGUCAGUCUGGACACCCCAGGGAAGGCCACGGUGGAGGUGGUGAUUCUGGCCGAUCCGGAUGACCACGAGAUCUGUUUUGUGGGGGAUGAGGCGUUCCGAGAGCUUUCUAAAGUGGACCCCAACGGAGACACUCUGCUAGACAAUGCGAUGGCAGCUGACAAAAGUGACGAAUGGUUUGCCAAGCACAAGAAGCAGAAAGCCUCUGCGUAGGAGGAGUGGGGUUCCAGCAUUUCUGCAUCGCGUCACCCAGCACUUACUGACGCCUUCCCCUGAAAGAACAGAAACCGAGGCCACAGUCACAGCAGAGCGGACCCUGAACCCCAGCAGAGCGGACCCUGAACCCCAGCAGAGCGGACCCUGAACCCCAGCAGAGCGGACCCUGAACCCCAGCAGAGCGGACCCUGAACCCCAGCAGAGCCAGGGUGCCACGUUCACAUAUAUAGAUAUAGGACUGUGUACAUAUCACUGGAGCUGUGUUUCUACUGCCCUGUCCUGUGCUUGGAAACAGAGCUGGUAGCAGGAGCUGCAGGCAGUCUAGCUCUGGGAUAAGCCACAAGCAGCAGCAGCUGCAGCAUCGCUACCACACUGUGUUUUAAACAUGGGCACAGAGUGCUGUAACUGGAGGCUUUGGUAUCACAACACAUUAAAGAUGAUUUACAAUGGAAA